AUGUCAACGCCGCCAACUCAAGGGAGCGCGAGGUUCCUGACGCGUCCAGCGCAUUACGUCUCCUCAGCUUCUUGGCUAUAUCCACUCAAGGGCUUAUACUACUUCGUACGACACCCAUUCCUCUGGCCGCUGCUGCGCGCCCGCCUGCUUCCUUGCUUCCUCCUCUCCAUCUUCGUCCUCGCGAACCUCUUCAUAUGGACCUACCUGCCGCAAGUUGCCUUCCUAGCCAUCUUCCACGGCCCAGCAGCAUGGCUGAACGGCACGUUCUUGGUCUUGGGUGAAGGCGCGGCUAUUGUGGCCCUACUAUUCGAGGCCUUUUUCGUGGAUGAGUCACAAGUGGACAUGUUUGAUGCUAUACUGGUCGAGAAGGGCUUCGAAGAUCUUGUCGCAACCACCAGACCGGUAAACCCGGACGCACCAAACUCACUCAAACGGCUCGGCAAACCUCGACGCUCGUCAGUAUACGCGCCUUUCUCGCUGCGGCAGAUCGUGGAGUUUAUCGUCUUGCUACCUUUGAACUUUAUACCCAUAGCUGGUGUGCCGCUGUUCCUGCUGCUGACAGGGUACCGGGCCGGGCCCUUCCACCACUGGCGAUAUUACAAGUUAUUGGGGCUUAAUAAGAAGGAGCGGAAUGCGUUUAUCGGGAAGAGGCGAUGGCAGUACAUGUGGUUUGGAACAGUAAGUUUGAUGCUGCAGCUCGUGCCAGUGCUCAGCAUGUUCUUCCUUCUCACUACUUCCACCGGAGCCGCUUUGUGGGCUGCCAGGCUUGAAGAAGAACGGCGAAUGGCGGGUGCCCAGCCGGCGCAACCUCCUGAGUAUGUCGAUGACCCCAUCUCAACACAUGAAGGCCGCUCCGUCCGCGCAAUCGUCUUCCAGCCACCGCGGCGCGGUGACCCCAACCGCCUCAGACCUCUCCAUGUCGAUAUCCACGGCGGAGCCUUCAUAGGUGGCAUCGCCGAGGCUAAUGCUGCUUUCUGCGCCCUCGUCUCGGACAGGACUGGAGCUGUUGUCGUCUCGACUGAACAUCGUGUUGCACCCAGGUACACCUUUCCUGCCGCCCAUGACGACGUUGACGAUGUGAUCAGCUUUCUACUUGAGAAUGCACAGUCUAUGUUUGGGGCGGAUCCGAAACUUCUCACUGUCUCGGGCUUCUCGGCUGGGUCUAAUCUUGCGCUCGCGGCGUCGCAACAGAAGGCUUGUCAGCCGCCGGCGGACACAGCUAUCAAGGCUUCGGUGACUUUUUACGCUCCAGUCGACCUUCGCCUCCCCCCACAACUGAAGCCAAAACCGCCCAACUUUCCCACACACGACCCCGCCACCUACCUCCUCCCCCUCUUCGACGCCUACGCCAGCCCCUCCCGCGCUGCAAAUCUCACCAACCCGCGCCUCAAUCCCAUUCUCGCGACCGCCGAGACCCUGCCCCGGGAUAUGUUGUUCAUUAUCCCGACCAUCGACAUCCUGCUGCAUGAGCAGCUGACGUUCGUCGAGAGGCUGAAGAGGGAGACAGAGGGGAGUGGCCGUAGGAUCGAGAAUCGGUUGGUUGAGGGGCAGUGGCAUGGGUGGGCGGAGUUGCCGGGGUGGGCGAUUGAUAAGGCGACGAGGGAUGAGGCGUUCGAUGCUGCGAUUGAGUUUUUGAGGGACGCGCAUCGGAAGUAUGGGUGGGAGUUAUAA
Messenger RNA from Coniosporium apollinis CBS 100218, 1671 nucleotides. RefSeq lists its product as uncharacterized. Gene Ontology annotation, cellular component: ascospore wall; prospore membrane; lipid droplet. The record is from RefSeq and is a predicted model, not a curated record. Gene Ontology annotation, molecular function: hydrolase activity. The coding region runs from base 1 to 1671 and encodes 556 amino acids. Lineage: Eukaryota; Fungi; Ascomycota; Dothideomycetes. The transcript is spliced from 5 exons.